Molecule: messenger RNA, 3004 nt
Organism: Populus euphratica (Euphrates poplar)
Lineage: Eukaryota; Viridiplantae; Streptophyta; Magnoliopsida; Malpighiales; Salicaceae
Product: G-type lectin S-receptor-like serine/threonine-protein kinase At4g03230
Exons: 9
Coding region: 155-3004 (949 amino acids)
Biological process (GO): recognition of pollen; protein phosphorylation
Cellular component (GO): plasma membrane
Molecular function (GO): ATP binding; polysaccharide binding; protein serine/threonine kinase activity
Source: RefSeq, a predicted model, not a curated record
UGGGAAAAUGUUGUGGUGUUCAAAUGAUUGCCUAUUCUAAAUUAAUCCAAGUUUAGUAAAGCGCCCUCUCCCUUCCUUUAUGGUCAGCGUCAACAAAGAACAAGUGCAGUGAAAAUUUGCUUUGCAGUUGACCUUAGUGAUACAUUCAUGGUUGAUGGUAAGAAGAGGUCUUAACCAGAGAGAUCGAUGUGCAAUGCAUAGCAUGCUAUCAACCGUUUUCUUUUCUUAUGCUUUCUUAUUAUGCUUCUCCCUUUUAUGUUGCUUUGCUAGAGAUACCAUCACAUAUCCUAGAGGUUCGAUUAGAAAUGAUGGUGGAGAAACUCUUGUUUCAGCAGGACAAAGGUUUGAACUGGGGUUCUAUACUCCUGAACAAGGUUCUGUUUACGAAAGCUAUGUAGCAAUUUGGUAUCAUAGGUCGAAUCCACCAAUAGUUGUGUGGGUUGCCAAUCGGAAAAGCCCACUUCUUGAUGAUGGAGGAGUUUUGGCUGUCACAGGUGAUGGAAAUCUCAAGAUUUUGAAUAAAAGUGGAGGUCCUGUGUGGUCUACAAGGCUUGAAUCAACAUCAAAACCAGAGUAUCGGUUGGCUAAGCUCUUAGAUUCUGGGAACUUGGUUUUUGGUGAUAGUAAUACCGUUUCGACAACUAUUCUAUGGCAAAGCUUUGAACAUCCAACUGAUACAUUUCUUUCAGGUAUGAAGAGAAGUGGGAAUCUAAAAUUGACUUCAUGGAAAAGUCAAGUUGAUCCAAAAGAAGGUAACUUCACAUUUCAGUUUGAUGAAGAAACGAACCAGUUUGUUAUCGUCAAUGACUAUAUAACGCAUUGGACUAGUGGGGAGUCAAGUGAUUUCUUUAGCUCAGAAAGAAUGCCUGCUGGAAUAGCAUUUUUUCUGUCGAGCUUCACCAGAAGAUUUAAAUCCAUUUCUGCUUCCAAUUCAACUUCAAAAAUCAAAGGACCAAGUCUAUCACCCUCAGAUUAUAAUAAUACAAGGAUUAGGUUGGACUUUAAAGGGGAGCUACAAUACUGGAGCUAUAAUACAAAUUGGUCUAAGCUAUGGUGGGAGCCGCGAGACAAAUGCAGCGUGUUUAAUGCCUGUGGAAAUUUUGGCAGCUGCAAUCUAUACAAUAGUUUGGAUUGCAGAUGUUUGCCAGGAUUUGAGCCUAACUCACAGGAAAAUUGGACGAAAAGAGAUUUCUCGGGUGGUUGCAUCAGAAGCUCUGCCGUAUGUGGGAAACAUGAGACCUUCUUGAGCUUGAAGAUGAUGAGAGUUGGGCAACAAGACACUGAAGUUGUGGUUAAGGAUGAAAAGCAAUGCAGAGAGGAGUGUUUCCGUAAGUGCCGAUGCCAAGCUCAUUCCUUUGUGAAGGGGGGAGUCAAUAGGGACAGACAACCUAGCAGCAACAGUUGCUUGAUCUGGAUGAAUGAUCUUAAAGAUCUUCAGGAGGACUAUUCUGAUGGUGGGCUCGAUCUGUUUGUUCGUGUCACCAUUGCUGACAUAGAACCGAAGGCUAAAAGCUGUGAGCCUUGUGGCAUAAAUGUGAUUCCUUAUCCCCUAAGUGCCGGAUCACAUUGUGGUGACCCCAUAUACUUCAGUUUUAACUGCGAUAAUUCCACAAGAAAACUCAGCUUUAAGACACACAACGGCACCUAUAAUGUCACCACCAUCAAUCCAGAUAGAAGAACAUUUGUUAUUGUAGAUGAUUGCAAUGCCAGUACAAGAUGUCAAAGGAAGUUCAACACGUCAUUUCCAUUUAAGAUGAACGCCUCUAAACCCGUGGCAGAAAAUUUUAUUUCCAACGUCUCAUCUCAAGGUCUGGUAGAAAUAGAAAUUGGUUGGGAGCCACCUCCAGAGCCAGUCUGCUCUUCGUCUUCAGACUGCGACGAUUGGCCAAAUUCAACUUGCACUGCAACAGGAAAUGGUACAGCGAGAUGCCUCUGCAAUUCAAAUUUUUGGUGGGAUGGCAUGGCUCUAAAUUGCGUUCAUGGAGGAUCUUCGAGAAAAAAAAAACCAUUGUCUUUGAUUGUAGGAGUUGCAAUUGCUAGUGUCAUAGUUCUAUCAAGUAUCUUCCUUUACAUCUGCAUUUUGAUGAGAAAGAAGGCCAAACGACGAGAAAGGCAGCAAAUUACUGAAAGAAAUGCAGCUCUUUUGUAUGGCACUGAGAAACGGGUCGAGAACUUGAUGGAUGCAGAAGAGUUCAAGGAAGAAGAUAAGAAGGGCAUAGAUGUACCUUUCUUUGAUUUAGACAGCAUACUAGGGGCUACGGAUUAUUUUUCAGAAGCAAACAAGCUUGGAAGAGGGGGCUUCGGACCUGUUUACAAAGGAAAAUUUCCAGGAGGUCAAGAAAUUGCAAUAAAACGACUCUCUAGUGUUUCAGGACAAGGCCUAGAGGAGUUUAAGAAUGAGGUGAUUUUGAUUGCUAGAUUGCAGCAUCGCGAUCUUGUCAGACUAGUAGGCUAUUGCAUUAAAGGGGAUGAAAAGAUUUUACUCUAUGAAUAUAUGCCCAACAAAAGCUUAGAUUCCUUCAUAUUUGAUCGAGAUCUCGGAAUGUUACUGAAUUGGGAGAUGCGCUUUGAUAUCAUUUUAGGAGUUGCUAGAGGUCUUCUUUAUCUCCACCAAGAUUCUAGACUCAGGAUUAUUCAUCGUGAUAUGAAAACGAGCAACAUUUUAUUAGAUGCGGAAAUGAAUCCCAAAAUUUCUGACUUUGGAUUGGCAAGGAUGUUCGAAGGCAAACAAACCGAAGGGAGCACAAACAGAGUUGUUGGAACUUAUGGCUACAUGUCGCCAGAGUACGCAUUAGAUGGCUUGUUCUCUGUCAAAUCUGAUGUUUUUAGUUUCGGCGUGGUUGUACUUGAGAUUCUUAGUGGGAAAAGGAACACAGGGUAUUUUAAUUCUGAUGAAGCCCAAAGCCUUCUAGCUUAUGCUUGGAGAUUAUGGAGAGAAGAAAAGGCAUUGGAUUUAAUGGAUGAGACAUUACGUUUCCUUGUAAAAUCUCAUGUUUUUCCAUGA